This is a messenger RNA of Halichondria panicea, 2750 nucleotides long. RefSeq lists its product as uncharacterized. The record is from RefSeq and is a predicted model, not a curated record. The transcript is spliced from 16 exons. Bases 145 to 2574 code for a protein of 809 amino acids. Lineage: Eukaryota; Metazoa; Porifera; Demospongiae; Suberitida; Halichondriidae.
ACGUGAUUUUUGUCCCACGAACAAGAUUUGAACCAAUAAUAGGUCCUAAGAUCUUAAGUAAUCUAGAUCCGGCUCCCACUAGCACUGCUCUCUAAUAAACGUCAGAUCUGCAUCACAGCGAACCAGAGUUUAACAGGAGGCAGCAUGAACAUGAAGCGAAGAUCCAAGUCAAGUAGACGUUCAUCAAUCUUAAAGGUUUCCCGACCACUUGAUGAAGUUCAUAAUUUCUCAACAGAUGACAGGUAUCCCAAGAACAAACGUGUCAGCUUCGCAAACACAGUUCAAAUCAAAGAUUUUCGAGGAGAUCAGCCUACCCUUACAGCAGCUGAUGAUGCACAGCCUAGAGAUGAAAAUGCCCUGCCUGCUCAAGAGGAUGCUGAAACUGUUAUACAGAUAUCAACACCAAUGGGAAAGAAGAGGCGAAGAAUUUCCUCUGAUACUGGAUCCAAGUUUCAAAGACUCUCCAUAAUACCCAAACUUGAGAGAUCUUUUUGUCUCAGUGAAGAGAGCUUCGAGGUUUGUGAGGAUAGCAAUUCCGCUGAAGAGGGAGAGAGAAACGCAAUGAAGGAAUGUUCACUGCCAGCUGAGCCAUUACGCUCAAAAGAUGAAAAUGCUGCUCAUCUCAACUUAAAAGAAAAUAUAACUGUCAACAAAAGCUUCAGUAUGGACAUGACCAUGCAACCAAGUGAUCAACAACACUCGUCGUUUUCUCUGCUCUCCCCGGGAGCACUCUUGAAUGGAUCCUUUUGUACUUCUGAAACCACAAAUUUGACUUGCCCGGUACCUAAAACCACUAGUGUCGCAAAAGAGAGCCUAGAUUUCACAGCCACCAGUCAAAGUGAUGCUUUCUGCAGCCCAUUUAAAACAUGCAGCACCACACCUGGUGGCAUUGCCCAGACAUCUUCCUGCCAACAGUCUGUUGAUGUAACUGUUAAACUUCCUUCUGGUCCAUGCAACCAAUCCUUUUCUUUUAAUGCACCCUCUCUGUGCGACAGCCCAAUCAGUUGUUUAGUAGAUGUUCGGUCUGAAGCAAAAGCUGAGUCUCCCUCUGGGAAGUCCAACAACGGAAUGGAGGAACAUACGUACAACAAUGGAGCAGUCAAUUGUCAGCAGGUCCAACAAAAUGAAACGUACAAUGUGUCAAAUUUUUUCACUGAAACAAGUUCCCAGGAAAUUAGACAGCCCGAUUUAGAAUACACCUGUAGCUCCCACGAAUUCAAAGCUGUUAAUGGCUCUGAGAAUGAGUACAUGAACCUUACGCACACUAUUCAACCAACUGAACUGCAUGAAAAGGCAGCAAUGAAAGAACCAUCCGAUGUGUCUUCUGGUGUUGACCUAAAUACCAGCAACUGGUUAAAACUUGAUACUUCUUGCAAUGACUUCCUUGUUAUUGACGAAUCAAUGCAAUCCCCUUACUCUGCCAUGCCAAUACCUUCUGUGAAUGGAUCUGUACUGACCCCAUUGAAUUUGCAGAAAGUAAGUUUAUUGCCUAAUUCUGUAACCCAACUGCGAAAGUUGCAAACUCCUCUAAGUGGCUCUUCAGCUGCUGAUUUAAGCAAGCUUUCUGCAGCAAAGACUUUAAAAAACGAACUUCCAAGUACUAGCACGAUGAGUCAAAUGUUGAGUAAAAUUCGGCAGGCUACCAAUGACACUUCAUCCGAGACGACUGUCAUUACUACACCUGAAGCAGUUUUAGUUUCAUAUGCCAAAGUUGUUGACAAGCAAGCUACGUGUAGUCCCAUAUCCAGCCUAGAUUUAACAUAUGCCGCUGGUGAAAAAAGUAUUAUCCCAUCUCCUUCUGCAUAUGUCAAAUUUGGAGCUUUCUUGAAUUGCGAUCAAACCGAUACAACAAGCUUUUUAUCGCCUCUAAACAAACAGCAAUUACCGCAACAAAAAGAAGCUUGUAAACAAUCUUGUCUUUCUCAUCAUCUCACUCGGGUCAAAACUAGGCUACUGCAGGCUAUUGACUCACUGAGAGUACGUUUGAAAGACAGCACAUACACCAUAUCCCAUGAAGCAAUCACUCCAGCAAUAACCAUCCUUUUAGAUGCCUCUUUGCAAGCCUUGUGUGCUGUUAACCUUUUGGAAUCGUAUGGCAAAAUAACUGACCAUUCCGAGCCCUGUGGUGCUGCUUCACCCUCAAUUUGCACGACUGAGUUGUUGUCUACCACCAUUAAUGAUACAAACCUUCUUACUAAAGUUCACUGGCUUUCUGAAAUGCACAACUUCCUAAGUCAAGAUGUUUACCCAGCUGUAGAAGAGGCCAUGCACAUUGCUCAAACGUUGUACUAUUGGACCUUGAAAUUCUGGGACAAGAAAAGUAUUCAGAUCACUCUGGCAGAGGAAUGUAAUGUUUCUUUCCAGCUUUGCACAUUAGAAGAUAUGGAUAUAAAUACACCUGUCAUGAAGGUUUUGUCAGUUCACAUUCAGUCGUCACAUGGAGAUCGAUUAGACUCCACGUCCUGGAAAACACCACUCAUAGAGUGCUUACACACAUCUGACAUACCUAAGGCUAUUUUUGAAGCUUUGAAGAUCUUGCAAAAGCAAGUAAAAAGCGUUGGAGACACUGUGUAGUUAUACUGUACUAGUAAUUAAUUAUUUCUUGUAGGACGUCUGUUUCAUAAACAUUAGCGAUAAUUAUAAUCAUUUUUAGAAGUCCUAUUUUAAAUACAGUUUUUAGUAGUUCUCUGUCUUCAUAUCAUUUAGUCCAAGUUCUUCAUUUUGCUGAAAGUUUCUCUCAUAAUUUUCAA